This is a messenger RNA of Podarcis lilfordi (Lilford's wall lizard), 19077 nucleotides long. The record is from the annotation of a GenBank genome assembly. Lineage: Eukaryota; Metazoa; Chordata; Lepidosauria; Squamata; Lacertidae.
AUGACCCCAAAUGAAGAACCCCCAGGCUCAGGGAUUGUCAGGCUACUCCUGCAUUUUAGGUGGACUUGGAUUGGGCUCAUAGCUCCUGACUCUGACAAUGGAGAAAGGUUUCUGAGCACCCUGGCACCUGCACUUGCUAAGGAUGGUGUCUGUGUUGCCUUCUCACAAACCUUUUCACGAGACAAUUUCUUUAUAUUACAAUGGUUCGGAAAGCUCCGGCAGAAGAAUUCACUUUCCAUGGACAGGCGAAUCAACGUGUUUCUUUACUAUGGGGAAUCUCAGUCCCUCAUUGAAGCUGCAGUUGUACUUCGCAUAGUGGGUGAAACCCUGGAACCGAUUACUGGGAAAGUUUGGAUCACAAUAGCUCUCUCAUAUGCCAGCUCCAACAUGUCUCCCAAAAUACUUGAGAACAAACACAUUCAUGGAUAUUUAUCUUUGUUUAUCCAGACCAAAAAAAGAUCAAAACACGAUGGUAAUCUACCAGUUUCUUUCCCCUAUAAGAAUUUCCAUCCAUGUUGGCCUGAAGGCUAUCAUUGCUUAUAUUCAAAGCAUGUGUUAUCUGUGAAAGGCCAGAGGCGAUGCAGAGUGAAGGAGACCCUUUUGGGGUUCUCUCAAGAUGUCCUUGAAAGGAGCCUCUUUCAGGACACCUACAGCAUUUACAACACGGUCCGUGCUCUGGCCCAUGCCUUAAAUGCUGCGUACUCCUCUAAAUCCAAGAGGGUGGUGAUGGUGGGACAGAACAGGUUGGAAGAUGAAAAAGUCCAACCAUCACAGGUAUUCGUUUUUAUUCUCUAAUGAUCUGGAUAGAUAUUGUUCCAUUUUAAAUGAAAAUCGAUUUAAUGACGGAUUCAUAGAUCCUUUUCCUUUAAUUAACAGAAAUUUACCAAGCAUUAAAAAGAGGAGAUAAAUAAGGUUAUAAAAUACUGUAGGUCAAAAUGAUUGAUACAGAAUUGAUAGGCCCUUCAAUAGUUACCUUGAUCUGCAGGGCUAUGGACUGUUAGCAAUAAUCAUGUCACCCUUUCAAAGAGAAGACCAACGAUUCCUCAAAACAAAAUGACAUUCAUAUUAAAUCUCCAUUCAUAUACAUUCCUAUGUAUACCAUCAUGAUUAUUUCAAUCAUAAUCAUCAUAUCUCACUUUCCUAAUAUCAAAGACAAGCAAAGCAUUCCAAAGUUAAAGCAAGAUAGAAUUCUACUGCAUGUAAGAAGUUCCAAAGUUUCUUCACAAAUCCUGGUCAAGGAGAUGGUGCAGACUGUUCCACUGUUGAACAGCUCUUAGGGCCAGAAAGUUCUUAGUAAUGCAAGUCAGAUCAGUCAUCUCAUGCACGAUCAAAUCUUGAAAGAGCAUGGUUUUAACAUGGACUGAUCUGACAUUCAGCAGUAGCAGCACCAGACCAGAGGGCUCAGUAGAUCUGCUACUAGUAACCUCUAGUGGUGUGAGAGGGCUGGAACAAGGAACAGAGACCAAACACCUAGGCCUCCACCCCUGAUGGUGGCCUGCCCCCUCCCCACUCCAGCGAUGCUUUCCCCUGCCUAUCACCACGAGAAUAGGGGCAGCAUCUUGACCACGCCCUGCUACCUGCCCACCUAGAAUCAUUAAAGCAUUUCCAUUCACCCCGUUUACACUUGGGGGAUUAGGCCACAGAAAACUAAGCUAAGGCACAUUAUUAGACAUGCCCCACACUGUCAGAAGAAAAUGUUAGAUCCCCAGCUACUUUCCUACCACUGCCUCUCACUCAAACGGGGAAGUCCACCAAACCUAAUUUCCCUUUCAACCAGCCUCUCACCCUGGUUGAGGGUCACAGGCCUGCCUCAUGCAGUUCCCAUGCCUGCAAGUCUGCAGCCUGCCACAACCGCAGCCACAGCCAUAGCUUGGAGCAAGACUCAGAGAGGAGGUGCCAUUCCCUCCCCAACCCCAACACAGAGCCUCUAGGACGGAACCUAUUUCUUGGAUGGAAGAGCCCAUUCUGAAAGACCUCAAGUAUAUUGGGGAAAUGAUAUACCAAUGGUAAUUAACUCCAGUAAAAUUGGCAAAAAUUUAUAAAUCAAAAUCAAAUACCUGUUGGAGAUGCAAGAAAGAAAUAGGAACAAUGUUUCACAUGUGGUGGGAAUGCCGACCUAUUCAACAAUUUUGGAAUGAAAUAUAUGAAGAAAUCAAAAAGAUGUUUAAAAUAUCUUUUAGUAAAAAAUGGGAGGCAUUCCUUUUAGGUAUAAUUACAAAAGAUAUUCCCAGCAAUCAAAAGAAAGUAUUCCUUUAUGCAGCAACAGCUCCCAGGAUGGUCAUAGCAAAAAACUGGAAAGGGGGGUGGAAUCCCAUCAAUAAAAGAAUAGCAAAUUAAACAUUGUGCUUAUAUGAAUUUGGCAAGAUUCACAGCAUUCCUAAGGGGACAAUCGGACCAAAAAUUAGCAAAGGAAUGGGAUUGUGUUAAAGAAUAUAUGAAAAAACAUUGUUCUGGAGUAAGUAUAUCGGUAUGUAACGAAUGAAGCUUUGCAGGAUUAAAAGCGGUGCGAAAGGUGUAAAGAUAGGGGUAAUUUACAUUAGACACAACAAUUCAGAAAGAUUAAAAUGUCUGAGGUCUCAAAACAGAGGAAGGAAGUCAAUAUGAGUAUAUGUAUGUAAAGCUUAGUAUAAUGGCAGGGGAUUUUUUUGGUAGGUGUGAUUUUUUCCCUUUUUGGUUUCCGUUUGUUUUGAUUUGUUUUUGUUGGUUAGUUCUUUUUUUUAGGAAUUUAUGUUUGUAAUUUUUGUUGUAACUUUGCAUUGAAAAUAUUUUUUUAAAAAAAGAAGUACCGUAUUUUUCUCCCUAUAGGACGCACUGUCCCAUAAGGCGCACCUAGUUUUUUUGGGGGGGGAAAUAAAAGAAAAAAUAUAUAUUUCCCCACCAGACGCGGGGCUGGGGCGGGGGAAGCCUGAGCUUCCCCCGACCCCAGCCCCCAGAACAGGCAACACUCCGCAAGCCGUGGGAGCCCAGCGCCGGACUCCCGCACCUUGCGGAAAGCUGCGCGAAGCCUGGAGAAAGCCUGCAUUUGCCCCAUAGGACGCACACACAUUUUCCCUUCAUUUUUGGAGGGGAAAAAGUGCAUCCUAUGGGGCGAAAAAUACGGUAUAUUGGGAACAUUAAAUAGAGAAACCCUCCAUGGCCACUAGGUGCCUAGAUAAUAUGUGAACCACCUGGGCGGAAAUAGCCAACUUUCUUAAAUGCUGUGAUCUUCUCUGUCAUUCUAGUUUCACCCUUUCCUGAGUGAUUUUCAGUUCUACAAUGCUUCUAUGGGUGGAGCAUAUUUAGAUGAGAAUGGGGACCUGACAGCUGAUUUUGACGUGGUGAACAUUGUGAUGCUUGCCAAUGACUCCCUUCACGUAGGGAAAGUUGGGAGUAUGGAGAGAGAGGGAUCCGCAGACAUAAAAGUCACCAUUGAUCAGGAUGCCAUCGUGUGGCCCCUUUGGUUUAAUAAGGUGGGUUAAAUCAUUCAGAUACAUUUGACUAUGAUGCAAAAAGAAAAAGAAAACAGAGGAUAUUGGAUUGAAAGGGGAUUUUAGUUUUGUAGGAACAGUCACUCCCACUUCCACUCCCAGGAGCAUAUUGAUGAAAGUAAUAUUUUUUGCCUCAACCUGCAUCACUUCACACUUGUUUGCUUUGAAUUACAUUUCCCAAUUUAUUGCUUAAUCCACCUACAGAUUGACUAUUGUUAUUUAAUAUUUUAUUGGCAGCCACCCAGCGUGGCUGGGGAAACGCAGCCAGAUGGGUGGGGUAUAAAUAAUGAAUUAUUAUUAUUAUUAUUAUUAUUAUUAAUCACUCAAGUUUGGAGAGGUUCUGUUGGAGGUCUUCACAAUCUAUUUUUGUUUAAAAUUCCCUGAACAAUUUAGUAAAUGUAAAGUUCAAUCCAGUGCAAUCCACUCAAAUCCAACUAUGGGAUGUGGCACUCAUCUCUGCUUUCAGGCCAAGGGAGCUGGCAUUUGUCUGUAGACUGAUUUUCUGGCUCAUUUGGCCAGACUGACUAAACCGCUUCUGGCGCAACAGGACACCAGAGCGUACGGAAAUGCCGUUUACCUUCCCACAGCAGCAGUAUCUAUUUAUCUACUUGAACUAGUAUGCUUUCAAACUGCUAGGUGGCAGGAGCUGGGAGUAUUGGCAUAGAUAGACAUACCUGUGGGAAGGUUUACUUUAGCAGAGUUAAAAAUCCCUUAGAAUCCCUCUAUAGGAAUACACACACAAAUCUGAUUCAUGUAAUAUAAAACUAUUUUACUCUCAGAUUCAUUCAGGUUUACAGAAGCGUACCUGAAGGCAGGUUUAGGUUACAUAACAAGCAAAUGAACUAUACCAGAGGGAAGCUGGUCCUAAGGUGACUGCAACUCAGCAGUUAUCUUUGAAAACUACCAGCAACGGGGGCACUAGGGGCGCCUUGGAAGAUGGCCGACAAUACCAUCUAUCUGGCUUGCACGAGGUAAUUAGAGGCUGAUAAUGGGGAGUAUAUCAGUCUCGCUCGUCUUCCCAGGGGGUGGGAAGAUGCUGUACUCGCCCGCAGUUGUCCAUAAAUCACCCCCAAGUUCAAAAGAUGGAGGGGGUGGGGACACUGGGCGGAAAGCCCUUGUGCGAGCUCUGGAACUCCCGGACGCUACUUUCAGGAGUGAAAUUAGUUGCCUUGUUUAAGAGAGAGAAAAAUUGGAGAAGUAAAUGCACAUGCUUCGAGCAAGGUCAGGAGUGUAUUAUCUGCUAAAUAAAUCUACCACUGAGAAGAUUGAGCGAUGGGACAGAAUGAACAAAGGAUUACAUCAAGGAAGCACAGCCAUGACGGUAUGUUGAACGGAGCGGAAAGAGGGGGAAAACUUUCUUCUUUUUCAAUAUGAUAUACCUAACAACCCCCCCCCCCUUGAAGAACCGUCACAAUGUCUGAUAGCAAGUAAGAUUGAAAAACAAACUGUGUGGAAACAAAAAAAUGUUAAUAAAAGGUGUUACUCUGUGAAAGAUCUGGAAAGAAGGGAGGCUUUCUUGUUGCGUAGUUAUAAAAGCGAUCCGCCAUUAAGAGGCAGACCUGGUUGCAAGAUUUUCAGUUUUAGGGGGGGUGAGCCACUGUUCUGCUAUUAGAUUUGGAUCGUAAAUCUGAAAGGGCAAUAACCCUUCUGGAAAGACUGAUAUAAGGUGCAAAGGGUCUGGGAAAAUUAAAGAGCGGACGCCGAGACUGUAUUUCAUUCAUGAGAUGAAUUACGGGAGAGCAUUACAAAGUUCACACAGGAAUAUAAACAAGGCUGUUUCUUUCAACUCACUUGUGGAGACAACUCGGAGGUUAUUCAGAAGAAAAAGGAUAAUGACAAGGAGAUGAGAAGAUAGGAAUGUGAACACCAAAGUAGCAGAAAUACAAAGAUGAUUGGACUCCUACCGAACUCGAAGCAUGGGUACCCCCAAAAAAUUUUUAAAUUUGGUUUAAUAUUUGGACUUUGUGAUAUGUAUUGAUAUAAUUUGGAAUAAUUAAUAUGAUAUGAUAAUAUUGGCUUGGUAAAUGGAAACUUAAUAAAAAUUAUUUGCAAAACUACCAGCAACCGACAAACUGGUUGUCACAGCAACCGGUUAGAACCUGGAGGCCGUGAGUCCUCUGUCGGAAUGUUAGACUUGACUGCAACUUUACAUCCCACCAUACCACUAACUCCUGACCAUCUUUCUUUAUGGGCAGACUGUCCCUAAAUCCAGAUGUGCUGACAGCUGUCAUAUUGGGGAUGUCAAGGUCAUCUGGGAAGGAGAGCCACUUUGCUGCUAUGAUUGUGCUCCCUGUGUAAAAGGGACCAUCUCCACUGUGGAAGGCAAGUGAGAGAAGGAAUAGGGCAACUUUUGUAAUCUUGUCCAAAACAGUAUCAUUUUAUUCCCCCCCCCCCGAUAAAACCUUUACCCAAGGUUGGGGCAUCUGCUUUUCACGCAACAGAUUGCUGAUUCAAGUCACAGUAUCUCCCGCUGGGGCUGGGAAUGUCCCUUGCUUGAGACCCUGGGUGCUCAAAUGACUCAUCUUCCUUUCAGAUGCAGACCACUGCACCAAAUGUCCAGAAGAUCAGCACUCAAACAAGGACCGAGAUCAAUGUGUUCCCAAGAUUAUCACUUUCCUGUCCUAUGAAGACUAUUUGGGGAUUCUCUUGUCUUCCUUUACCUUGUUAUUCUCCUUAAUCACAUGCUUUGUGUUAGGAAUUUUCAUUAAAUACUCAGGAACUCCCAUAGUCAAAGCCAACAACAGGGACCUAUCCUACACCCUCCUUGUAUCCCUCUUGCUCUCCUUUUUGUCCUCCUUGCUCUUCAUUGGCCAGUCAAGAAAAGCCACCUGUCUUCUCCAACAAAUUGCAUUUGUCCUCAUCUUCUCAGUUGCUGUCUCUUCUUUGUUGGCCAAAACCAUUACCGUUGUGCUGGCUUUCCUGGCCACAAAGCCAGGGAACAGGGUGAAGAAACGGCUGGGGAAGACUCUGGCCAACGCUGUUGUCCUUUCAUGUUCCAGUGUCCAAGUUCUCAUCUGCACCACCUGGGUGAGUACCUCUCCCCCAUUCCCAGACUUAGACAUGCACUCCCAACCUGCAGAGAUUAUCCUGCAAUGUAAUGUAGGGUCUGCUGCCAUGUUUUAUGGUGCCCUUGGCUACAUGGGCUUCCUGGCUGCCAUCUGCUUCACGGUGGCUUUCCUAGCCAGGAAGCUGCCUGGGGCCUUCAAUGAAGCCAAGCUGAUCACCUUCAGCAUGCUGGUCUUCUGCAGUGUUUGGGUGUCCUUUGUUCCCACCUACCUGAGCACCAAGGGGAAAUACAUGGUAGCCAUGCAGGUCUUCUCUAUGUUGGCCUCCAGUGCUGGGCUUCUGGGCUGCAUCUUCAUUCCCAAGUGCUACAUUAUAUUACUCAGGCCUGGUCUGAAUACAAAGGAGCAUCUGACGACAAAAAGUAAAGUUGCCAUCUGAUUCUUUGUACAUUCUUUUCCAUUGUAGGAAUCUGUGAACAGAAAGGCAAUAACAAAAUCCAGCCACUUGGCUUAUGUGGUGAUCCAUCCUGGCUUAUGUGGUGAUGUAUCUUAAAUAAUUGUCAUUGUAGGAUCACAUUUCGCCACAUCAGUGAGAUAUUGUGAACAUAGAAUCAUAGCAUUAUGGAAGUGCAGAGUUGGAAGGGACUCCAAGGGUCAUCUAGUCCAACCCCCUGCAAUGCAGAAAUUUCAACUAACGCACCCAAGACAGAUGCCCAUCCAAACUCUGCUUAAGAACCUCCAAGGAGGGAAAGUCCACAACCUCCAAAGGGGGACCAUUCCACUCUCAAACAGCUCUUACUGUCAGAAAGUUUUUCCUGAUUUUUAAUUGGAGUCUCCAUUACUUUAACUUGAAGCCAUUGGUUCGAGUCCUACCCUCCAGAGCAUCAGCAAACGAAUUGUGAUGUUUUCUUCCAGCUCUGCAGCUGCUCCUCAAGCUCCACAGUGAUUCCAGAGAGGAUUAUUCCCCACAUACCUAUCAUAAUCAUAGUGAUUUAUUCUUUGGCAAACUCAAGCAAAGUACCCACUUUUGACACAGACAUUUCAGAAAUGAGAGCUUGAAAUGCUUGCUGCCUAUGUAAAGACCUCAUGUGCCAUCGAGGGCUUCGACUUAUCUUCCAGGCAGGCAGGGUUUUUGCCAGUGUGAAAGCUUCGUAUCCUCCCUUUCCUCUCAAUGUCACUGGGGCUUCAGUCUUGCUGGAGACUCUCAGUUUCUUGCUAAGUUGAGAGUAGUGACAACAGACGUAAUGACAGGAGGCAGACCCAGAGUGAGGCUCUUAUUGGUGUUGCUGCUGCUGCAGCAGCUGCUUCCCUGUGCAGCUUCUAGGAUGCGGAAAGCAAAAUGCCCAUUGAACUUGAGAAGGGAUCAUCCAGAUGCAAUGAAUUAUUAUGAGCCAGGAGACCACCUCAUAAGCGGGGUCAUAUCUACAUUACAAAUUGUUCAUAUUGGACACCAUUUCCUCGCCCCCCCCUUUCAUUUACAGUAUAAGGUACGCUGCAUUUCCCCAUGCAAUUUCUGCACAGCAGACAAAACUGUGAUUGAUGGGUAGGCAUCUACAUUGAACCUUGUUUAAUAGUAUUAUGCUCAGCUGUGAUUGUCCAAGCCUGUAAUGCUUAUAUGCCAGGAAUAAGUUGUGCUUUCUAGAUCUUGCACACUGAAGACACAAAAUGCAUGUGCAUUGAUUCCCUCCCUUCUUUUUCCAUUGGAAAGAAACAAAUUGAUGGUGAAUCAUGAAAAGCCAGAGAUCAUCUGCAUCCCAACUUCUUAACUUGGGACAUGUAAAGAUGGCCUGAUCUGCACUCCUCAGAAAGGAGCAGGACUAUAGCUAUUAAAUUGUCACAAUGUAUUUAUAAAGUUAACAUAUAAUCACGUUGAAUUGAGUCUAGAAAUCAACUGGCAGCCAGUACAGUUCACCUGCCCUGGGACCUUAGCGUGAAAGGUGGGUGCUGAAUAGGAUAAGAACAGCAAUAACAAUUAGAAGCAGAAAUUAUAUGACUUGUAAAGGUCUCUACUUUACAUCUCCUCUACCUUUUUUAAAAAUAAGGAAACAAACUCUUAUAACUUACCACUCCCCUUGAACUAGUGCUCCGUCCUUUUACAAACUUUUGCUCAAUAUAUUUGAGAGUUGUAUUCACUCCCUCUUUCCAGUACUCAAGUGCUCAAAUAUGCUUCUAUCUCCCUUUGACUGGCAAGCAGCCGCACACCUUCCAACAAACUCACAAAUGACUGAUUAUGUGAUGUGGAUGUUCUAUUUUGCUUCAUUCUUGUGGCUGCAAUUUCUUAUAGGAUUAAGAAAGCAGGGACUUGACACUUUUCACUGAACAGAGACUGACAUUAGGCUUCAUGCUUUGUUGCAGGGCAGCAGAUAUGGUAGCAUACUGGUAUCUCCUGUCCUUCAUGAUUGCCAUCCAUGAGAUUAAUCAGGACCCCAAGAUCUUACCCAACAUCACGCUGGGCUAUGACAUCUAUGAGAAUUAUUUCAAUGCAAGGAUGACUUAUGACGCCACACUAUAUCUGCUGUCUCCUGGGAGGGCCAAUGUCCCAAACUACCACUGCGGAAGAGAGAAGAAGCCCUUUGUUUUCAUUGAAGGGGUCAACUCUGACACCUCACUCCAGAUUUCAAAUAUGCUGGAAAGCUACAAAAUCCCCCCAGGUAUGAAUACAAUUGCUGGGAAACAUAUGAGGCACAUAGCUGUCAACUUUUUCCUUUUUUUAAGGGAAAUUCCCUUAUUCCGAAUAGGAUUCCUCACAAUAAAAGGGUAAAGUUGACAGCUAUGAUGAGGCAUGAGUGCUUUCGUGCUCAUGCUGUGCUUGCUGGUUUCCUACAAUCAUCUGGCCGGCCACUGUGUGAACGGGAUGCUGGGCUAGAUGAGCCGUUGGCCUGAUCCAGGAGCCUCUUCUUAUGUUGAAGGAUUUGUCCUGCUGGGUGAAGAUUUUUUCCAGAAAGAGAGUCACCAUCAGAGAAGUCUAAGGGGGGAACAAACCUUUCGGAAAUACAAACACAUCUCAGAAGCUACAACAGGAGGUUCACAGGAGCUGCUAAGUACCGUAUUUUUUGCACCAUAACACUCACUUUUUUCCUCCUAAAAGUAAGGGGAAAUGUCUGUGCGUGUUAUGGAGGGAAUGCCUACGGGUGGCAUGCCUACGGAUUUUCCUCCUCUAAAAACUACGUGCGUGUUAUGGUCGAGUGCGUGUUAUAGAGCGAAAAAUACGGUACUUUACACUUACAAAGGGGAAACAGGCUUUUGUUCCAGCCGGCACCUUCUAAGAGGAAAAGAAAGGUGUUCAUGCUGAGUUCCAGCACCUCUUUUUUUAAAAAAUAAAUGAAUAGGAAAACAGCAAUUUACACGGGGCAGGAAUCGUAUCUUGGUGGUUCAGAAAUGCAGCCUCUAGAAGGCAUCUCAGGGAUGGCUUUACACGAGCCUAUUUUUGUAACCUGCUCCGGGACUUUAAGAUGGAGGAUAAAUAAAUAUUGGGCAGAAAAACAAAACUCAUGUGAAACUAACACUCAAGUGAGCUAACACUCAAUCAGUGGCGUAGCAAGGUCAGAUGGUACCCAGUGCGGACAUGUUUUUGUCCCCCCCCCAUUGAAAUUAUUAAAAGAAGCAAAAAUAAGAUACACUUGCAAAUGUUAUUUUCUGGUUUAUUUACUUAACCUUGUGAGCAUAAGUACUUAAAUCUUUAUUUUCCUAACUUUCCUAGGGGCCUCUAUCUAGGCACCUUCUGUCCCCCCCCUUGCUCAGUGGAUGCCAUCUUUGCAUCCAGGUGCGUCCAGGUAGGGCAGCGUCGGACUCCUCACUGGUCCUUGAAGGUGUGUGGGUGGCAGUGGGUGGGCAAGCAUAAGCUAGGAAACAUCUGGCUUGGAGAGGCGCCUUCUCCCCCCAGGAAUUGCUGGUCGCUGCAAGAGCAGCAGCGGCGGCAGCAGAGUCUCUUAGGGGCUGUAAAUAUGCUUGGGUGAACUUUGGUAGUCCCGCUGCCCCACGCUCCUGGGUGGGGCAGGCAGUCCACCCCCACUGCCCCCCUUUCUCUGCCAGUGUGGAAGGGACCCAGGGGGUCAUCCAGUUCAACCCCUGCAAUGCAGGAAUCUCAACUAAAGCAUCCAUGACAGAUGACCAUCCAACCCCUGCUUAAAAACCUCCAAGGAAAGAGAGUCCAUCACCUCCCAAAGAUGUCUGUUCCACUGUUGAACAGCUUUCUGGACAUAUGAAGUCCCUCUGCUCUGACCCAAUCACCCAAAUCUCUGACUCAUUCUCUGAAAAUCACUGGUUUAAGUAGCUUCUCUACCUAUAUCAGCAGUAGCCCAUGUGGUGCCCUCCAGGUACUGCUGCACUACAACUCCCAGCACCCAUGUGCUCCCAUUGGCUCAUGGGAGUUGGAGUUGAAUAUCAUCUGGAGGGCAUCACUUUGGGAACCCCUGGCCUAUAUGGAAAAGGAAUGUUUCCUCUCAAAGAGCAAACAGCUUGUGAGAUGGGUGGGAAUUCUAAAUCUGGAAAACAGUACAGGAAAAAUGGGGCAGAUUCCCACACCACUUGUCACUGGUUGAGUAUUGCCCUAAAACUUCUUAAUCCCAGAACAGCCCCAACUGUCAGACGGCAAGGGUGGCUGCUCACGAGUAACCAGGCAGGACUCCAAGCUGUCUUUUACAGGUUCUAUUUAGACGUAAACUAUUUACAGUGCAGAACCCCAAAGUUCAUGUCUGCCUCAAUCGCUAGCAGAAUCCGGGAGUGCCUGUUUCCUGGACCUCCUCCAGCAUAAAAGCCUCGUUACGCCCAGCCUCUUCCUCCCCUGUUUGCGUGUUAGACUUCUGCACAGGGUGGGCAACGGAGGGGGCGUGCUUCCCUCCUGGCCGGCUUUGCCAGCAGUGGUGCUGAGGCUCCCACCAGCAUCCUCUGGUCCUUUCACCUCUUCCCCACUGGAGGUGGGGUUUUCCUCAUCACCGGAAGAGGAACUGCUUCGCAAGAUAUUCAGAGGCUCCCUGUAACACAACUGCCCCUCUGUUUCCCGCCUUCCCGCCCCUCUUCUGAUGGCAGUUCCCUGACACCAACAGAAGGCAUCUCUCUUAAAACAGAUUCUGCUGUUUUUCAUUACUUGUUCUUAUGAAUGUGGGUUGUUGCUAUUCUAAUUGUACAACUUUAAAAGGACAGCAGAUAAGAUCUAGGGUCUAAAUCUAGCAACGUUGUUCCAUGUUUUCUUAAAGAGUUGUGGAGGAAGCAGGACAUCACACCACAAUUUCCAGUUGACCAAUAAAACCCUCUAUAAUCUUCCUUUACUUCCUAGGUCAGUUAUGCUUCUGUUCAUCAUGCCCUUGACAAAACGCAAUCUCCUUUGCUCUACCGAAUGACCCCAAAUGAAGAACCCCCAGGCUCAGGUGGACUUGGAUUGGGCUCAUAGCUCCUGACUCUGACAAUGGAGAAAGGUUUCUGAGCACCUUGGCGCCUGUGCUAGCUACGGGUGGUGUCUGCCUUGCUUUCUCACAAACCAUUCCUCGAGACAUUCUGUAUAAAGGAGAUGAGUACACAAAGCUGAUGAAGAAGAUUUCAUUUUCCAUGGACAGGAGAAUCAAUGUGUUUCUUUACUAUGGGGACUCUCAGUCCCCCUUAGAAGCUGCACAUACGAUAGAAACCGUGAGUGAAACCCUGGAACCCAUUACUGGGAAAGUUUGGAUCACCAUAGCUCUCUCAUAUGCCAGCUCCAACAUGUCUCCCAAAAUACUUGAGAACAAGCACAUUCAUGGAUAUCUAUCUUUCUUUAUCCAGACCAAAAAAAGAUCAAAGCAAGAUGGUAAUCUGCCAGUUUCCUCCGCCUACAGUAAUUACCAUCCAUUUUGGCCUCGGGGCUAUAAUUGCUUAUAUUCAAAGCAUGUGUUUUCUGUGAAAGGCCAGAAGCGAUGCAGAGUGAAGGAGAACCUUUCAGGGUUCCCUCAGGACGUCCUUGAAAGGAGCCUGUUUCAGGACACCUACAGCAUUUACAACACGGUCCGAGCUCUGGCCCAUGCCUUAAACGCUGCGUACUCCUCUAGACCCAAGAGGGUGGUGAUGGUGGGACAGAACAGGUUGGAAGAUGAAAAAGUCCAAGCAUCACAGGUAUUCAUUUUCCUUCUUCUCUAAUUAUCUGGAUGGAUUUUGUUCCAUUUUAAAUAACGACUGGUUCAAUGACAGAUUUGUAGGUCCAUUACCUUUAAUUGACAGAAAUUAACCAAGCAUUUAAAAAAGGAGAUAAAUGAGGUUAUAAAAUACUGUACAUCAAAAUGAUUAAAAAAAUAAAAGAAUUGUCCAGUAGCACCUUAGAGACCAGCUACGUUUGUUCUUGGUAUGAGCUUUGUGUCCGUGCACAUGGUAUCUGAAGAAGUGCUCAUGCACACAAAGCUCAUGCCUGCCAAGAACAAACUUAGUUGGUCUCUAAGGUGCUACUAGAGAAUAUAUAUAUAUAUAUCUACUACGCCAGACCAACACAGCAACCUACCUGAGUCAAAAUGAUUGAUACAGAAUUAAUAGACCCUUCAAUAGUUACCUUGAUCUGCAAGACUAUGGACUGCUAGCAAUGAUCAUGUGACCCUUUCAAAGAGAAGACCAAAGAUUCCUUAAAAGGAAAUGACAUUCAUAUUACAUCUCCAUUCAUAUACAUUCCUAGGGAUGCCAUCAUAAUAGCAAGAUAGCAUUCUACUGCAUGUAAGAAGUUCAAUAAAUUUUAAUUUCCAAAGUUUCUCCACAAACCCAUUCCAAGGCCAAAUGGCUCCCUGGUCUAGGAGAUUGUGUCUCUAUAGACAAUAGCAACACACCUGCCUUCACCCCCUAGUCUAGCCUGGCGCAGUAUCAUAAACUCAGGUGGGCACAACUAGGUAAGGUCAGGCCCCCUCACCUGAAUAAUAGAAUCAUGGAAUUGUAGAAUUGGAAGGAACCCUGAAAGUCAUCUAGUCCCACAUACUGCAAUGCAGGAAUCCCGAGUAAAUCAUUCUUGACAGAUGGCCAUCCAACCUCUAUUGAAAAACCUCCAAUGAAGGAGAGUCCACAACCUCCUGAGGGAGACUGUUCCUCUGUCUUACAGCUCUUAGCGUCAGAAAGUUCUUGGUAAUGCAAGACACAUCAGUCCACUCACGUUCAGUCAAAUCUUGAAAGGAACCUAUUUCUUAGGCUGCUCAACUGAUGGAAGAAGACAUUCUGAAAGACCUCAAGUAUAUUGGGGAAAUGAUAUACCAAUGGUACUUAACUCAAAAUACGGCAAUUUACAUUAGACACAACAAUUCAAAAAGAUUAAAAUUUUUGAGGUCUCAAAACAGAGAAAGGAAGUCAAUAUGUGUAUAUGUACGUAAAGAUUAGUAUGAUGGCAGGGUAUGGGUUUUUUUAGGUGUGGGUUUUUUCUUUUUUUGUUUCUGUUUGCUUUGAUUUGUUUUUAUUGCUUUGUUCUUUUUUUAGGAUUUUAUCUUUGUAAUUUUUGUUGUAACUUUGCAUUGAAAAUAUUUUUUUAAAAAAAGAAGUAUAUUGGGAACAUUAAAUAGAAAAACUCUCCAUGGCCACUAUGUGCCUGGAUAAUAUGUGAACCACCUGGGCUGAAAUAGCCAACUUUCUUAAAUGCUGCGAUCUUCUAUGUCAUUCUAGUUUCACCGUUUCCUGAGUGAUUUUCAGUUCUACAAUGUUUCUAUGGGUGGAGUAUAUUUAGAUGAGAAUGGGGACCUGACAGCUGAAUUUGACGUGGUGAACAUUGUGAUGCUUGCCAAUGACUCCCUUCACGUAGAGAAAGUUGGGAGCAUGGAGAGAGAGGGAUCUGCAGACGUAAAAGUCACCAUUGAUCAGGAUGCCAUUGUGUGGCCCCUUUGGUUUAAUAAGGUGGGUUAAAUCAUUCAGAUACAUUUGACUUUGAUCCAAAAAGGAAAAAAAAACAGAGGAUAUUGGAUUGAAAGGGGCUUUUAGUUUUGUAGGAACAGUCACUCCCACUUCAACUCCCAGGAGCAUAUUUAUGAAAGUAAUAUUUUUUGCCUCAACCUGCAUCACUUCACACUUGUUUGCUUUGAAUUACAUUUGCCAAUUUAUUGCUUAAUCAGUCUACAGAUUGACUUUUGUUAUUUAAUAUUUUAUUGGCAGCCACCCAGUGUGGCUGGGGAAACCCAGCCAGAUGGGUGUGGUAUAAAUAAUGAAUUAUUAUUAUUAUUAUUAUUAUUAUUAUUCUUCACUCAAUUUUGAAGAGGUUCUAUUUUUGUUUAAAAUUCCCUGAACAAUUUAGUAAAUGUAAAGUUCAAUCCAGUGCAAUCCAGUCAAAUCCAACUAUGGGGUGUGGCACUCAUCUCUGCUUUCAGCCCAAGGGAGCUGGCAUUUGUCUGUAGACAGAUUUUCUGGCUCAUUUGGCCAGAAUGACUAAACCGCUUCUGGCGCAACAGGACACCAGAGCGUACGGAAAUGCCGUUUACCUUCCCACAGCAGCAGUAUCUAUUUAUCUACUUGAACUAGUAUGCUUUCAAACUGCUAGGUGACAGGAGCUGGGAGUAUUGGCUCCAGUAUUAUUGCAGAGAUAGACAUACCUGUGGGAAGGAUUACUUUAGCAGAGUUAAACAAUGCGCAUUAUAAGUUUAUGCAGCGAUCAGCUUGUUGCUGACUUGUCUGAGUUCUACUAAUAAAGGAAUACACACACGAAUCUGAUUCAUGUAAUAUAUAACCAUUUUACUCUCAGAUUCAUUCAGGUUUACAGAAGCGUACCUGAAGGCAGGUUUAGGUUCCAUAACAAGCAAAUGAACUACACCAGAGGGAAAUUGGUCCUAAGGUGACUGCAACUCAGCAGUCAUCUUUCAAAACUACCAGCAACCGACAAACUGGUUGUCACAGCAACCGGUUAGAACCUGGAGGCCGUUAGUCUUCUGUCGGAAGGUUGCACUUGACUGCACCUUUACAUCCCACAAACCUACUAACUCCUGACCAUCUUUCUUUACGGGCAGAAUAUCCCUCAAUCCAGAUGUGCUGAGAGCUGUCAUAUUGGGGAUGUCAAGGUCAUCCGGGAAGGAGAGCCACUUUGCUGCUAUGAUUGUGCUCCCUGUGUAAAAGGGACAGUCUCCACUGUGGAAGGCAAGUGAGAGAAGGAAUAGGGCAACUUUUGUAAUCUUGUCCAAAACUGUAUCUUUUUAUCUCCCCCCCCCCAAUAAAACCUUUACCCAAGGUUGGGGCAUCUGCUUUGCAUGCAAAAGAUUUAAGCCAUAAUAUGCCAAGGUUUGUCGGAGCCAGCCGUUACAAAUGGCGCAGUUUAGCAUAAAAUAAAGACACAGAGAGCCAGCAAUAUUUUAAGGAUGGUAUGAGCAGCUCCUUUCGAACUUCUCUCUCCUCCCGUAGCUUUUUUAUUAUCCUUUGUUCUCCCCACUCGCAAGGCCGUUUGCCAAUGUCUCACAUUACCUACAUCCGUUCAUGGCUUUAACCCACCCACAAACCAUAUAAGGUUAUACUGCCCAGAGGGGGAACAUAACUCCAUAUAAAGCUAUGCUCUUAAUACACUGCAAGGCACGGACAUGCAGGUCACUGAGGUCAGCGAGGCACCAGGUGGCGCUACAAGCCUUUUUCCAUGACUUCCUGGCUCCCACAAAGGUUGUACUGGGAAUACCCCUUGCUUGAGACCCUGGGUACUGAAGUCACUCAUCUUACUUUCAGAUGCAAACCGCUGCAUCAAAUGUCCAGAAGAUCAGCACUCAAACAAGGACCGAGAUCAAUGUGUUCCCAAGAUUAUCACUUUCCUGUCCUAUGAAGACUAUUUGGGGAUUCUCUUGUCUUUCUUUACCUUGUUAUUCUCCUUAAUCACAUGCUUUGUGUUAGGAAUUUUCAUUAAAUACUCAGAAACUCCCAUAGUCAAAGCCAACAACAGGGGCCUGUCCUACAUCCUCCUUGUAUCCCUCUUGCUGUCCUUUUUGUCCUCCUUGCUCUUCAUUGGCCAGCCAAGAAAAGCCACCUGUCUUCUCCAACAAAUUGCAUUUGUCCUAAUCUUCUCAGUUGCUGUCUCUUCUUUGUUGGCCAAAACCAUUACCGUUGUGCUGGCUUUUCUGGCCACAAAGCCAGGGAACAAGGUGAGGAGAUGGCUGGGAAAGAGUCUGGCCAACUCCAUUGUCAUGUCCUGUUCCAGUAUCCAAAUUCUCAUCUGUGUCAUCUGGCUGGGUACCUCUCCUCCAUUCUCAGACUCUGACAUGCACUCCCAGCCCCGAGAGAUCAUCCUGCAGUGUAAUGAAGGAUCUGUUGCCAUGUUUUAUGGUGCCCUUGGCUACAUGGGCUUCCUGGCAGCCAUCUGCUUCACAGUGGCUUUCCUAGCCAGGAAGCUGCCUGGGGCCUUCAAUGAGGCCAAGCUGAUCACCUUCAGCAUGCUGGUCUUCUGCAGUGUUUGGGUGUCCUUUGUUCCCACCUACCUGAGCACCAAGGGGAAAUACAUGGUAGCUGUGCAGGUCUUCUCUAUGUUGGCUUCCAGUGCUGGGCUUCUGGGCUGCAUCUUCCUUCCCAAGUGCUACAUUAUUUUACUCAGGCCUGAUCUGAAUACAAAGGAGCAUCUGACAACAAAAAGUAAAGUUGCCAUCUGAUUCUUUGUACAUUCUUUUCCAUUGUAGGGAUCUGUGAACAGAAAGGCAAUAACAAAAUCCAGCCACUUGCUGUUCUAAAAUGAAAUAUUCAAAUGUCAAAAAACUUUGUCAGGAGAGGAUAUGAGGUGAUGGGGAGAGAUACAAAUACUCUGAAAUAUAAUAUUCGACUGGCACAGGAGGCUUCAAGUGCAUAAAAAAGUCCAUCAGGCAGCAGAGGUUCAUCAUAUCAGGCCCCAAAAUGUCCUGAAAAAAUAGUUUGAUUCUGGCUUAUCUGGUGAACAUAGAAUCAUAGAAUUAUGGAAGUGUAGAGUUGGAAGAGGGAUCCCAAGGGGCAUGUAGUUCAACCCUCUGCAAUGCAGGAAUCUCAACCAAGCAUUCAUGACAGAUGGUCAUCCCAACUCUGAUUAAAAACCUCCAAGGAAGGAAAGUCCACAAUCUCCCAAGGGGGACUAUUCAAACGGCUCUUGUUGUCAGAAACUUUUUCCUGAAGUUUAGUCUCCUUUCUUUUAACUUGAAGCCAUUGAUUCAAGUCCUACCCUCUAGAGCAUCAGAAAACAAAUUGUGAUGUUUUCUUCUAGCUCUGCAGCUGCUGCUCAAGCUCCACAGUGAUUCCAGAGAUGUAUAUUCCCUGCAUAAUUAUCAUAAUCAUAGUGAUUUAUUCCUCGGCAAAACUCACAAAUGUACCCACUUUUGACACGAAGAACAGAUAUUUCAGAAACGAAAGCUUGAAAUGCCUGCUGCAUUUUUAAAGACGUCUUAUGCUAUCGAGGGCUUUGACUUAUCUUCCAGGCAGGCAGGGAUUCCGCCAGUGUGAAAGUUCGUUUCUCCCUUUCCUCACGUUUUCUCCAGGGCUUCGGUCUUGUUGGAGACUUUGGGCUUCAUCUAAUUUGCUUCUUGCUAAGUUGAGAGCAGUGACAACAGACGUAAUGACAGGAGGCAGACCCAGAGUGAGGCUCUUAUUGAUGUUGUUGUUGCUGCUGCCGCUUCGCUGUGCAGCUUCUAGGAUGCGGAAAGCAAAAUGCCCAUUGAACUUGAGAAGGGAUCAUCCAGAUGCAAUGAAUUAUUACAAGCCAGGAGACCACCUCAUAAGCGGGGUCAUAUCUACAUUACAGACCGUUCAUCCUGAACACGAUUUCCUUAUCCCCCCUUGCAAUUACAUUGUAAGGUAAGCUGUACUUUCCCCUUGCAAUAGCAUAGCAGAUAAGAUUGUGAUUAAUGGGUAGGCAUCUACAUUGGACCUUGUUUAAUAGUAUUAUGCUCAGCUGUGAGUGCCCAGGCCUCUAAUGCUUAUAUGCCAGGGACAAGUCCUGCUUUCUAGAACUUGCCCAGUGAAGACACAAAAUGCAUAGGCAUUGCUUCCCUCCUUACUUUUUUCCACUGGAAAAAAACCAAAUUGAUGGUGAAUCAUGAAGAGCCAGAGAUCAUCUGCGUCCCAACUUCUUGACUUGGGAAAUGUAAAGAUGGCCUGAUCUGCACUCCUCUGAAAGGAGCAGGACUAUAGCUAUUAAACUGUCACAAUGUAUUUAUAAAGUUAACAUAUAAUCACGUUGAAUUGAGUCUAGAUAUCAACUGGCAGCCAGUACAGUUCACCUGCCCUGGGACAUUAGGGUGCAAGGUAGGUACUAAAUAGGAUAAGAACAGCAAUAACAAUUAGAAGCAGGAAUUAUUUGACUUGUAAAGGUCUCUACUUUACAUCUCUACCUUUUUUAAAAAUAAGGAAGCAAACUCUUAUAACCUACCACUCCCCUUGAACUAGUGCCCUGUCCUUUUACAAACUUUUGCUCAAUAUAUUUGAGGGUGGUAUUCACUCCCUGCUUCCAGCACUUAAGUGUUCAAAUAUGCUUCUAUCUCUCCUUAACUGGCAAGCAGCCGUUCACCUUCCAACAAACUCACAGAUGGCUGAUUAUGUGAUGUGGAUGUUCUGUUUUGCUUCAUUCUUGUGGCUGCAAUUUCUUCCAGGACUUAGAAAGCAGGGACUUGACACUUUUCACUGAACGGAGACUGACAUUAGGCUUCAUGUUUAUUACAGAGAAAGAGGGACAAGAGCAUACUGGAAUCUCCUGUCCUUCAUGA